Molecule: messenger RNA, 1657 nt
Organism: Spea bombifrons (plains spadefoot toad)
Lineage: Eukaryota; Metazoa; Chordata; Amphibia; Anura; Pelobatidae
Product: regulator of G-protein signaling 16-like
Exons: 5
Coding region: 47-631 (194 amino acids)
Source: RefSeq, a predicted model, not a curated record
GGCUAUAAAGGCAAGGAUCGCAGCGUCGGGAUUCAGAACUGAAAUCAUGUGUAGAGGACAUGCAGACACACAUUGUACCUGCCCUGAAUGGGCGAAAGAGCUACGCUUAUCCAUUGGCAACUUAAUUCACAAACUGGAGAUCGGACAUCAUCUUCUCGCUUCAACUGUUUGCAAGAAGAGAGCAAAGAACAGAACACUGAACAACAACUCCAAAAAAGAAGCAAUGAAACUGAAGGAAUCUUUUGGACAACUGCUUAGUAGCAAAGAUGGACUCUUAGCGUUCCAAACCUUCUUGAAAACAGAAUUCAGUGAAGAAAACCUGGAAUUCUGGAUGGCCUGUGAAGAGUACAGGAUGAUAGAGUCCGACAGCAAGCUGAGAGCCAAAGCUCAAAUCAUAUAUCAAGAAUUUCUUCAGAGUGGAGCGCCGCAAGAGGUUAAUAUAGACCAUCAGACAAGGGAGCUCACUCGCCAACAAAUGAAGAUUGCCAGUAGAACAUGCUUCGACGCAGCCCAAGAACAAGCGCGCAUUCUGAUGGAGAAAGAUUCAUACCCUCGUUUUAUUAAAUCCCCUCUUUACAAGGACUUGUCACACCAUUCUUCCUUAAGCAAAUUUAAGCUAUCUUUCACAUGAACAACGAACAGGGCAGAGGAGAAAGUGACAACAUUGAGCAGCUAAGCUCAAUGGAAAAUUCCAGACCAGGUACCAUUGUUAUCGGCCCAUGAUGUGGGCUAGAUCUUAGCCUUGACUGACGACCAGGUCGAUUCUUCAAGUCUGACUAUUCAACAUCAUCAACAUGAACCACGAAACAAGUGGAUUGGAGAUAGGAUACAGGUGGACAGUCAUUUGUGGAUAUCAUUAUGCAGACAGGACACCAACGUGUCUCAUUAGAAGUAGUUUUUCUAUAUGACAAAUGCCAAUAUGCUAACAUGAUUAUGGUAACAGACUUUUAGACUACUCUUCUCAACAGACUUGAGGCACUCAGAUCUCAGCCUCAAAGAGUUGAAAUGCUUUUUAUUUCUAAUUUCUGUGUUUACAUAUUUUUAAUAUGCCAAAACUUGCAGUACAAAAUAAAAAUGGUGGUGUCAGCAGACUACUGUCAUAUUUAAUAACAAGACAAUAGGUCAUGUCUGCAGGAUCCACUAAUCUAAGGGGCCUCUUGGUGCGUACUUAAAGCACUUGCUUUGGCUGCUACUGCAUGUGCGGUGUAAUUAACCUGCCAAACCAUAGGAUGGCAGUAUUGAGUCAGCUCAGCUGAACAUAAACGGUGGUCCCUGAGAAGGACAUGCUACCCAGUUCAGUACACGCUGGUAUUCAAAAGCUGAUAGGUAUGCAAGAUUUCUUGAUGUAUAUGUGAAAAAGUUUCCCUAGUUACUACAGUCACACCCUGGCUAUUGUAUAGGAUUUGACAGAUAAUAUUGCAUUUUUAAAACACGUUACGGAGUCUAUUUCGUCGUAAGCUGUGCUUACAACCAUAUCGACAAUUCUGGUACAGAGAGUAUUGAAUGCAGACGUUAUCCUAUGUGCAUACUGUUUAACAUCCUGAUGUGUAUUUUGAUGGUAACACUUGAGUUAAAAACUGCAGAUAAUGGUUCCAACUGUUGUAUUUCUGGAAAAUACAUGACAGAAAUAAUAAUAUAUGUUAAUUUAAAAUAAAAA